Molecule: messenger RNA, 795 nt
Organism: Parnassius apollo (apollo)
Lineage: Eukaryota; Metazoa; Arthropoda; Insecta; Lepidoptera; Papilionidae
Source: the annotation of a GenBank genome assembly
UUGGGAAGUACAGAGAACAUAGAGGCGAGAAGGGUUGAUAUCGUCUGGGAUCUUUACUCUGAUAUGUCUCUCAAGAAGCAGGUUCGGGAUGAUAGAGGCCAAGGAAUACGUCGUCAAGUACAUGACAACUACAAAUUGCCAAGCAAUUGGUCAAACUUUCUUAAGAAUACUUACAACAAGGAAGAACUAUAUAAGCUACUCGGAUGCUAUGCCCUUCAGGGGAACCUCGGUAUACAUAUAGUGACUAACAUCGGUACGACAAUCAAAUCAUCAGUACCAACGAACACGCUGUUGACAGGGCUUAAUGUUACUUGCGAGGAGGCUGAUAGCCGCAUUAUUCUGCAUGCCAAGGACACGUUGAUGAAUGGAGCAACAAACAUAACACAUACUGUUGAUUCCGACGUGCUCAUAAUUGACAUAUCCUACUACUUUUCCCUUAAGCGGUUAGGUCUCAAAGAGUUGUGGUUAUCUUUUGGUACUGGAAAUCAUCACAGUUAUAUAGCUGCGCAUGAUUUGGCACAUCAUCUGGGUGAAGAAAGAGUAGAAGAUAUGAGAGGGUACCAUGCAUUCACAGGUUCUGACACCGUUUCUGCGUUCUACUCAAAAGGGAAAACACUGACCUGGAAGGUAUGGCAGCAGUUUAUUGAUGCCACAUCAGCUUUUAAAGCUCUUACUAAUCCGUUAAAUGAACUUACAGAUGAUAUACUGAUUAGCUUGGAAAAUGUAAUAGACCGUGAAGCACACGUCGAAGACGAUAUAGAACUGGAUUCAGAGGUAUUGGAGGCUGAGGGCUAG